Molecule: messenger RNA, 279 nt
Organism: Phytophthora nicotianae INRA-310
Lineage: Eukaryota; Oomycota; Peronosporomycetes; Peronosporales; Peronosporaceae
Exons: 3
Coding region: 1-279 (92 amino acids)
Source: RefSeq, a predicted model, not a curated record
AUGCUCCGUAACCACAACGAGUAUCCUUUUUCAGUGGAGGCUGGUGCCCAGCGGAAAAACAGAGUUCAGCGUAGGAUUGAAACUAACGGUGACAACACCGCUAUUAGAGGCGUUCCUGAUGAUAGAACGCCAAGUGCAGACAAACCCAAGCCUAAGAAGCAGCGUACACUGGAAGUAUCCAUCGCAAUGGGCUCAGAUAAAGAAUAUGCUGCGUCAUACAAACAAGCAUUCCUUACGGUUCUCCAUGACUGCUGGACCAACGCGGCCAUGCCUCAGUGA